AUGAAGCAUUUCGGACUAUGCACGAUUCUCUCGUUGCUUGAUUUUGCAGCGCUCGGAAGAUGUCAAGGACGGGUUCCGUUCGUCGCGCCUGCACUGAUACUUCCUACUAAUUGGACCUACAUUGGUUGUUACAGCGAUUCUGCCUAUGCGAGGACAUUGCCAGGCGCAUCUUUUGCGUCGAACGCCAUGUCGGGUGAAUAUUGUAUCAACCAUUGCUCCUCCCGAGGAUACCCAUACGCAGGCACCGAAUAUAGUCGAGAAUGCUUCUGCGGGCUGGGGCUAGGAUCCGCCAAGUUCUCUCCUGAUGAAUGCAUCAUGCCAUGUACUGGAAAUGCGGUCCAGUCCUGUGGAGGACCCAACAGGCUGUCUAUUUACGCCAACUAUAAUCAGCCUGCCCCUUCGACGAACCCUGGCCUCAAUGGAUUCACUUAUCAGGGAUGUUUCACCGACAACGUGUAUAACCGCACGCUAUCUCGUCUUUCAUAUGUCCAAGGGGGCAGUGCUUCGAUGACCGUUGCAAAGUGCAUAGCCUCGUGCUUCGAUAGCUCUUUCACAUAUGCUGGCCUCGAGUUCUCUGGUGAAUGCUGGUGCGGGACCGAGAUAUCGACUGGAUCUGUCAUGAUUCCCGGAAUUCCGCUGGCUACUGGAUGUAACUCAAUAUGUCAAGGCAACAUUUCAGAGUAUUGUGGCGGACCGAACAGACUGGACAUAUACAGCUUC
Molecule: messenger RNA, 720 nt
Organism: Aaosphaeria arxii CBS 175.79
Lineage: Eukaryota; Fungi; Ascomycota; Dothideomycetes; Pleosporales
Product: WSC-domain-containing protein
Exons: 3
Source: RefSeq, a predicted model, not a curated record